GUCAGUUUGUCUCACUCGUCUGUCCUGGUCACUCAUUCAUCGUCUUCAACCACAUUCAUUUGUACAAAUGAAAGCUUUAGCAUUAUUAAUCGCCUUGAUCGGCGUUGUUGCGGCCGAAGUCUUCCUCGACGAGCGAUUCUCAGAUGGAGCUGCCUGGGAGAAAAGGUGGAUCCAGUCGACCAACAAAGGUGAAACAGCAGGCAAAUUUGUUCUCACUCACGGCAAAUUCUACGGUGAUGCUGAAAAAGAUUUGGGUAUCCAGACUUCCCAAGAUGCCAGGUUUUAUGGCCUUUCCACUAAAUUCAAGCCCUUUAGCAACAAGGAUAAGCCACUAGUCCUCCAAUUCACCGUCAAGCAUGAACAAAACAUUGACUGUGGAGGUGGCUAUGUCAAGCUGUUUGACUGCAGUUUGCAGCAAGAUGAUAUGCAUGGAGACUCUCCAUACCUUAUCAUGUUUGGCCCUGACAUUUGCGGUCCCUCCAACAAGAAAGUCCAUGUCAUCUUCAACUACAAGGGAAAGAACCAUCUCAUCAAGAAAGAGAUCAGACCCAAGGAUGAUGUUUACACUCACUUGUACACACUCAUCGUUAAGCCAGAUCAGACCUACGAAGUUUUGAUUGAUAACGAGAAAGUUGAGUCUGGUGAUUUGGAAAGUGACUGGGAUUUCCUGCCUGCCAAGACCAUCAAAGACCCCGAAGCAAAGAAACCCGAAGAUUGGGAUGACCGUGCCAAGAUCGAUGAUCCUGAAGAUGUCAAGCCCGCCGACUGGGAUGUUCCUGAACACAUUGCCGACCCCGAGGCCAAGAAGCCCGAAGAUUGGGAUGAUGAGAUGGAUGGUGAAUGGGAGCCUGCUAUGAUCGACAACCCCGCCUUCAAGGGAGAGUGGAAACCCAAGCAGAUCGACAACCCCGCUUACAAAGGUGUCUGGGUCCACCCAGAAAUCGAUAACCCCGAGUACGCCCCCGAUGCCACCAUUGGCAAAUACGACGAGUCCUGCAUUAUUGGUUUCGAUUUGUGGCAAGUAAAGGCUGGCACAAUCUUCGACAAUGUCCUCGUCACCGACGAUGUUGCGGAAGCCAAAAAGAUUGGUGAUGAGCUGUGGACUGCUACCAGCAAAGCCGAGAAGAAGAUGAAGGAAGCUCAGGAAGAGGAAGAACGGAAGAAGAUGGAAGAAGAGGCCAAGUCAAAGAAAGAAGACAACGAGGAUGAAGAUGACGAAGAUGAAGACGAUGCCGAGCCCAGCAAACCUGCUGCACCGGCUGAAGAAGCCGAAGCCGACAGCGCAGACCACGAUGAGUUGUAAAAUGCAAAAAUAACAAACACACACAAGGAAGAGCUGACAGAAAACUUAGGUUCCACCAAAAAAAAAACAAUACAACAAAAAAAUUUAUAUAAUUUAA
Daphnia pulicaria is the source of this 1400-nucleotide messenger RNA. RefSeq names its product calreticulin-like. The record is from RefSeq and is a predicted model, not a curated record. Lineage: Eukaryota; Metazoa; Arthropoda; Branchiopoda; Diplostraca; Daphniidae. The transcript is spliced from 7 exons. The coding region runs from base 68 to 1303 and encodes 411 amino acids. Gene Ontology annotation, molecular function: calcium ion binding. Gene Ontology annotation, cellular component: endoplasmic reticulum membrane; endoplasmic reticulum. Gene Ontology annotation, biological process: protein folding.